Aedes aegypti (yellow fever mosquito) is the source of this 735-nucleotide messenger RNA. RefSeq names its product probable RNA-binding protein EIF1AD. The transcript has 2 exons. Gene Ontology annotation, cellular component: nucleus. Gene Ontology annotation, molecular function: translation initiation factor activity; RNA binding. The record is from RefSeq and is a predicted model, not a curated record. The coding region runs from base 174 to 644 and encodes 156 amino acids. Gene Ontology annotation, biological process: translational initiation. Lineage: Eukaryota; Metazoa; Arthropoda; Insecta; Diptera; Culicidae.
CAGACAGCCUUUAGACAAAGCGAUGAUCUCCAGUCGCAUCAAAACAAACACAUCUCGCUUCGCGUGGUGAUUCUUAUCCUUUAAUUUCUAAAUGUUUUAUAAGUUUUUCAAAAACUGCAAAUUCAUUAUUUAUCCCAUCAAAAUUUUAUCAUAGCACAACUGAACUAGGAAGCAUGUCUCGCGUCACUCGAAUCAAACAUGUCCUGAAGGAACAGGAAGCCAACGAAUUCGACGUCCCGACGGAUAACCAAACCAUAGUCCGUGUGGUGGCCAGUAGGGGUAACAACCUUCACGAAGUGGAAUCAGCAAACGAGGGGGAGGAACGCUUUCUCGUGUCGAUGCCGGUAAAGUUUCGCAAGAACGUUUGGAUCAAGCGGGGGGACUUUGUUCUGGUGGAACCUAUUGAGGAGGGGAACAAGGUGAAGGCUGAAAUUUGCCGCAUCCUUACGCCAGAACACAUUAAGGUGUUUGAGCAGGAGGGCGUGUGGCCCAAGCGAUUCACCAAGAAACGUGAACACGAUGACGAUCUCGAUGAGGACGGAUUGGUGCGGAACACCAACCGGCAAAUGGUCGAAGAAGAUGAUUCCAGCGAUGACGAAGAUGAGGAAAGUAUGGAUGAUAGCGAGGAGGAUGAACGAAAUUAACGAAUAAGAAUGACUGCGUUGGAUUUCUCUGGUAAAUAAUUCCCACAACUAAAUAUAAGAAAUUUAUUCUUGUACAGAGAGGCAGAAACAA